Messenger RNA from Podarcis lilfordi (Lilford's wall lizard), 38367 nucleotides. NCBI's taxonomy places the organism in Eukaryota, Metazoa, Chordata, Lepidosauria, Squamata, Lacertidae. The record is from the annotation of a GenBank genome assembly.
AUGGCGGCGCCGCUGCUGUCCCUCUCCGAGGGGGAAGGAGCCCGGGCGCGGCGGCGGGAGCAGCUCCGAGCCUGGGCGGAGGCCGAGGCGGCGGCGGCGGCAGCAGCAGCAGCGGCUGCUGCUUCUCUGUGCCCGGCCCCGCCUCCUCCGGGGCUGCCGGUGGCGGCCGAGAGCGAGGCUGUGCCCGCGGCGGGGAUGGGCUCCGGCGGCGGCAGAGGGCUUCGGCCCCGCGCCGUCCGCUUCGAGGCGGCCGCCGAGUUCCUGGCCUGCUGCGCCGGGGCCGAGCUGGAAGCGGCGCGGGAGAUGCUCAGCGCCGACCCGGGCGCCGUGAACGGGACCAACGCGGACGGCAUCAGCGCCCUCCACCAGGUACGCGGCGCCCCGAUGGCAGCUCCCCGCCUCCCUCUUCCUGCUUUUGCCGCCUUCCCAUUAAGCUUUUUCCUCUCCUUUCCCCUGGCCAAAAUAAGCGACAGGAUUUCAAAUCUGGAAACGUAACCCCUUAGCGGAAAAGGGUGCCUCUGAACGUGCGCAGAGCGUCUCCCCCCACCCCACCCCGGUUGAGACGUGUGAAGCAGGCUUCCCCCAACUUGGUGCACAUCAGGCGUCUUAGACUGCAACGAGCAUCAGCCCUGGCUGGCAUGGUUAAUGAUCAGGGGUGAUGGGAACUGCAGUCCCAACAACUAUAGGGCCAAAGUUUGGGGGAGGCUGGUGUAGAAAGUCCCUUGCCUGCAGCCCCGGCUUUGGUAUAACGAAUGUCAAGGCUUGGCUUAGGGUUAUAUGAUGAGAGUAGUUUUGAACAUCUAAGAAAUGCUCCCCAGCCCUUAUUUUUUUCUGUUGCCAAGGCCUGGCUGUGAAGUGUAUAGGGAUGGCCUCUGAGCAUCUGCAGAGUAUGUAUUCUCUGCCAUUAAGCAGCUGCAGCCAGCUCCACCCUAUCUCUCUCUACGCAUACACACAGGCUCAUGUGAAAUUAGAAGGAUCUGUUCCCUUUUAUCAGCUAAUGGUUGGGUAGGUUUGAACCCCAACAGCUCUCUGUAAGAUGAAUGCUGCUCCAGGUCCAUGCUCAAAAAUUGCAUUAUAUGAGGCUAGCAGUUGUGACAUUAAAAUGAAGGUUUGAUGAUCCCCCAGUUUGGCUAAGGAACGAUUUGCAUGAUAAAUGUUAAUGUAGCAGCUACCCAGUAAAUGGCAUUUGCACUGCCUGUGGAAACAUCCUCUAGGAGGUUUGUAAAGCACAUCUCAAUCACUUCUGGCCUGAGAUUGCUCUCGGUCACUAGAUUAAUUGAUUAAUUAUAUGGUACACACAUACAUUCUGCUUUUAUGCCAAGUCGCAACAGUAACCAUUCUCUCUGUCACGAAAGUGCCUGUCUUGGCUGGCAGCCAUUCUCCCAGGGUUCUCGGGUCCAGUUUAUUAAGCUCUAUUCUCACAGCAGAUGUCAAAAAUUCUGUGCCAAAUUCCAUGUAUCAGUAAGAUUGUGCUGAUGAUACAGAUGCUGUAGUGCUUUCCCUGAAAAACAUCCCUGGUUCAAACUUCAGCAAUUUCAGGUGGAAUUGGGAAAGACUGCUGUUUGAAACCUUGAAGAGCAGCUUCCAGUUUAGACAUUACUGAGCAGGAUGGACCAAUUGUUUGAAUAGAUAUUAGGCAGCUUCCUAUGUUCCUUCUUAAUAUAAUUCCACCUUUCACCUAGUGAUGUAAGUCACUUCCACUGUGCAAAGUUGAGCUGCUAGUUCCAUCACCAUCAUAGAGAGAUCAAAUGCCACCAUCUCUUAUUCUUUUACUGGAUAAAUGAUAACACAGCUCAGAAACCUUGCUAUGUUUGUAAGCAUAAAUAGAAAGGGUGGAAAAAACCUAUUUUCUACUGCACUUUAACAGCUACCAGUCUGCUCGUAGGACUUUGGAAACACCUAACUGCAGGCUGUUGUUCUGAGAAUGGUAUAUCCGGUGUGAAUAGAUACUGUAGAGUAUAUGGGUAAAAAUUGUAGGAGAGGGAAGCAACAGUGAGCUUACUGUAGUUGUAUGCUGUAAACCUCCAAGCCAGACUGAAGACUUGGAUGAUGCCUUCCUACAGCAGAUUACCAAACAUUCAAAAAGGGGAGAUAUAGUAGUCAUAGGAGACUUCAACUACCCCAAUAUCUAUUGGAACUCAAACUCUGCCAAUAAUGUAAGGUCCAACAAAUUCCUGUGUUGCCUCAUUGACAAUUUCAUUUCCCAGUAGGUAGAAGAAGCAACAAGGGGGUUAUCUAUUUUGGACCUUUUCCUCACCAACAGUGGGGAACUGAUCAAUGAAGUGGAAAUACAGGAAACCUAGGGAGGAAGAGAUUGUGGCCUCUUGGGUUUCAUGAUACAGAGGCAAGGAAAAGCUGAGUGUAGUCAGACAUGCAUUUGGGACUUCAAUAAUCGGAUUUCAGAAAGUUUAAGGAACUGCUGGGUGACAUACUACGAUCAGAAAUUCUCAAAAGAAAGUGAGUCCAAGGUGGAUGGGGGUGAAAUAUUGAAGGCACAUGUGCAGACAAUUCCAACAAGAAAGAAAUGUAACUAAAGAAAUGGAUGUGACUGCAUAAGGAGUUUACUGAUGAGCUGAGAUUUAAGAAGGGCGUGUCUAAGAAAUGGAAGGAAGGAGAAGUUGCAAUGGAGGAGUAUACACGAGUAUCCAACGGUUGCAGGGUGAAUGUCAGGUGAGCCCAAGCUCAGAAUGAGCUCCGGCUUUCAUGAGAGAUUGAAAAUAAUAAUAAAAAUGUUUCUUCAGCUAAGUUCAAAACAAGAGGAAAACAAGCAAGUGGUAGGUCCUUUGCAUGAGAAAUGCUGUUGAGUGGCAAAGAGAGGAAGGAACUGCUCAGCACCUACUAUUCUUUGUCUUCACCCAAAAAUAAAGCAGUGCCCAACCUGGUAAUGGCAGAAUAAAUAAUUACACGUAUCCAGGGGAAUGACUGCGUGCAAGCCUGUCUCCUGUGCUUGACACUGUAAAUCAGCCUUUGCCAAAUGUUGUGCCCUAUAUAUGUUUUUGGAAGGCACCAGGUUAUGCCUCUGAAUACCAAUUGCUGGGAAUUGGCGCUGGACUGAGUGCUGUUGUGCUCCAUGUCCAGCUUGCAGGCUUCCCAUGGGGGCAUAUGGUUGGCCACUGUGAGAACAUGUUGCUGGACUAGAAGCAUUGGCCUGAUCCACCAGGUUCAUAUUAGGUUGAGGUUAGCAGAAUAUCCUGUAUGAACGCUUCGUGAUUUAUGAAUGGUUUGGUCACACCCAACGACCAAACCACGGCCAUCCAGAUGUUGCUUUGGUGUCAUGCCUUCCCUCCUUCCCCUUGUAGUUCUCUCCAUCGCUACUUGGUCCAGCCAAAAUGUAUUUGCCGUUUUCAGAUGAAAUGGCAAGCCAUGCUGUGCCUGAACUAGGAAGUGAGGGAGGGAAUUUUAACUGCGGGGAGGCAGUGCGAGUCCAAGGCACAGUUCCAGGGUGUUAACUGAGCCUUGCGUAUGCUCAGAAGUAAAUCCCACUGUGCUCAUUGGGACUUACUCCCUAGUAAGCAUGUUUCAAGAUUGCAGCCUUAGUCUUGAUGUUAUUCUGUUGGCUGCGUGGAUGCAUUAUGCCCCACUUCUUUGCAGUUCCCACCGGAUUUAUCAUCCACAAAGUGUGCACAGUAUAGCUGUGUGUGGAAGAUCAGUUAUGCCUGAAACACAUUUCCCUUUCCUGGGUUUCUCAUUAGGAGGCUCUGGGACUGCUGUCCCCUUCCAUGCUCUUCUCCCGCCCCACAUACACACUCCUGGAUAAUUUUCCAUUACUUCAUUCUCUUGAUGCUGCUUGGCUCUUUGCCCUGGUCCCCAUCCUCCCGCCAUCUCCAAACACCAGUCUGUCAAACUCUGGCAGAGUGGGUGGUGGUGAAAGGAAUGAGUCUUGGUCUAGGGAGAAGAUGCAGCUUCUGCCCAUGUGAGGGGUUCUACCCUAGGAUUUAGAACUAAUCGGGGGGCGGGGAGGUAAAGGUAAAGGACCUCUGACAGUUAAGUCCAGUAGCAGACGACUCUGGGGUUGCGGCGCUCAUCUCGCUUUACAGGCUGAGGGAGCUGGCGUUUGUCCGCAGACAGUUUUUCUGGGUCAUGUGGCCAGCAUGACUAAGUCGCUUCUGGUGAAACCAGAGCAGCACACGAAAACGCCUUUUACCUUCCCACCGGAGCGGUACCUAUUUAUUUAUUUAUUAUUAUUUUUAAAUAAUAUUUAUUAUUUUUCCAAAAACUUAAACAGUAAAAAGGCAAUACAAUACAAUACAUUAAAUUAACAAAACAAAACAAAAACAAUAAAAUAAAUCAAACAAUUUCAUUAUCCCAUCUUUCAUUCACUUAUUUCCACGACCUCCUCACACCUUCCUUUUUGUAUUCCACUUCUGUUAAUUAUUUCAGCAAUUCCUUUCCAUCUUCCUCUGUUUUCUAUCCUAUAAUUAUCUUAACUCAUUCUAACCUUAUUUUUUCCUUUAAUGCUCUAUUAAUCUAUCUGUACUUAAUUCCUUAUAACAUUUCUGCUAAAGCCAUAUAACUUCAUUCCAACAUUUUUCUGACAUUCAUUAAUUUUACAAUAUUUUUGUAGAUAGUCUUUAAUUUUUUCCAAUCUUCUUCCACCGACUCUUCUCCCUGGUCUCGGAUUCUGCCAGUCAUUUCCGCCAGUUCCAUAUAGUCCAUCAACUUCAUCUGCCAUUCUUCCCGGGUGGGUAAAUCUUGUGUCUUCCAAUAUUUUGCAAUGAGUAUCCUUGCUGCUGUUGUUGCAUACAUAAAGAAAGUUCUAUCCUUCUUUGACACCAAUUGGCCGACCAUGCCCAGGAGAAAAGCCUCUGGUUUCUUCAAAAAGGUAUAUUUAAAUACCUUUUUCAUUUCGUUAUAAAUCAUCUCCCAGAAUGUCUUAAUCCUUGGGCAUGUCCAUCAAAGGUGAAAGAAUGUGCCUUCAGUCUCGUUACAUUUCCAACAUUUAUUUUCGGGCAAAUGGUAAAUUUUUGCAAGCGGUACCUAUUUAUCUACAGUGGUACCCCGGGUUACAGCUCUUCAGGUUACAGACUGCGCUAACCCAGAAAUAGUACCUCAGGUUAAGAACUUUGCUUCAGGAUGAGAACAGAAAUCAUGCGGAAGCAGGAAGCCCCAUUAGCUAAAGUGGUACCUCGGGUUAAGAACGCACCUCCAGAACGAAUUAAGUUCUUAACCCAAGGUACCACUGUACUUGCACUUUGACAUGCUUUCGAACUGCUAGGUUGGCAGGAGCUGGGACCGAGCAACGGAGCUCACCCUGUUGCGGGGAUUCGAACUUCCGACCUUCCGAUCAGUAAGUCCUAGGCUCAGUGGUUUAUACCACAGCGCCACCCGGGUCCCUAAUGGGGGAAGCCGCCUGCAAAUGGGUUGCUAAGCCUUUCAGAAAUGGUUUUGAUUUGGAGCAGGUCUCCAAGCCACAGAGCAUGAUGGAGGCACUUAACAUACCAAGAUUUCCGCAGGUGGCUUUGCAGAGAUUGGCCUCACUUAAUCCUGCUUCAAAAUAGAAUUAUGGAGAUGUGAUAGAAGUGAGUUGAGAUGUGAGGGUACUGAAGCACUUUGAAGAUUGAAAGUUUGUGCAUCCCACAGUUAUGGAAUUGCGGGGGCUGGAACUGGCUUCCUUUAAAAACACACACACAAAUGAAACUUUCUAGUCUUUAACAUUGUGAAAUUUCAGAAACCAGUGGGAAGGUUCAGGAGGGUUUCCUGUGGUGUUGGAGUAGUUCUUCAGUAUUCUUUUUUUAUAGCUCUUCGCUUCUCCCUGUGACCAGCUUGAAGCAAGAUAAGUGAUGUACUACGUUCAAACCUGUUUAUUUUCCACCAAUUUCAUUUAUACAGUUUGAGGAAUCCACAUUUUCCUAGGAGCAGGACUCGAUUUAACUUUGCAUUGAAACUUUUUCUUAAAAGCAAACUCUUGAGUAAUCACUGUGUGGAAUCUUUUAUAUAAAAAAGAGCCUGUGUAUUGUAGUCUAGUGGUUAGAGUGUCUGACUAGGACCUGGAAGCUCUGAGUCCAAAUCCCCACUUUGUCAUGAAGCUCACUGGGUGACCUUAGGCCUGUCAUUCUCUCCCAGUGGUAAAGGAUGAAGGGAGAACAACAUUCAUCUUAUACCUAUGGGCGCUCUCUUCAUUAACCAUUCAGUUCCCAGGUAUCUUUAGUGCAGGGCUGGGGAAUGUGCAGUCCCUCCAGUGUCAUUGGACUCCAACUCUCAUCAGUCUCAGCUAGUGUGGACAGUGGUUGAGCAUGAUGGGAACUGGAGUCCAAGAACAUCUAGAGGGCCACAGGUUCCCCAUCCUUCUUCUAACAGCUACAUAUGGCCAUCCGUAUUUAUGGUCAGCUGUCAUCCGGUUGGCCCCCACAACAGGAAACAUUUGCAUGAAAGCAAAACACAUGUUUUAUUUGUCCAGGCGUUGGGGUCAUAGGUGGCAGUGAUUUUAGUAAGGUGGCAGUGGUUUCAGUAUGAUGGCAUUACAGAUAAUUGUCAAUGCUAAGCUUAGUCAAAGUUGCUGCAAUCCUUUGGUUUUUAAUUAAUGGCUUUAACAUUGUAUUCUUACUGUGUGCAUGAACCAAUGUAGCGGUCCAUAAACUGAACAGGUUUAGGUUGUUAGCCGGAGGUGGAGCAUAAAACCAACCGACUAUCAAACAAACAAAUAAAAGACAUAGGUAGGGUUUAUCUAUUUGUUUCAUAAUGCCUGGCUGGAGAAUGGGGCACCCAUGGCCCCACUGAACUGCUGCUGUCUUCUCGUUUUCUAAGCUGAACCGAGAGCCUUGUCUUCUAGCUGCCUCCCACUUGGCUUCAGUCCUCUUGUUUCUUUGCAAACCCGUGAGUCCUCCGCUCGCCUUAUGUUCCCAGAGUUAUCCUUGUGCCUGUCCUCACUGCCGGGUUGUGCCUCUGAUGCUCCUCUGGCUUCUGGCCAGGGCAGAAUUUGGAACGGCCCAAACUUACUCUACCAUGUUCUGAGAACGGCAGGGAGUAUGGUGGGUUUUGAAGCCUGUUUCUGCAACGUGUUUUCCCUGGAUUUUGGAAAGGAAAAAAUAAGCCUGGGAGUUGGAUGCGGGACCAGUUUCCAAGGUGUAGCCAUAAAUAGGCAGCACGACGGGCAGGCAUGGGACUCUUAAGUUUUUUGUUUUGUUUAUUUAUCUUAUGUUCUGCUCAGAAGAGGGAAUGGGAAAGGAGAAGAGAACAAGGGCAGGAGACUCUCCUUCGUUGCAGAACUGCCGUGGGUUAGAUAACUGGCUUUCGCUCAGGCUAGUAGAUGUCAAGGAAUAAAUCUCAAAAUGGGUCGCAGGAACUCCAAAAAAAUUGAUACAAAAGGUGGUUCAUGACUAAACACAACAAAUCUACAUGUAAAAUAGAUAUAGAUAGAUGUGCACACAUGAGUGAUGGCCACUGUCGCAUAACAACGACAACAAUUUCUCCAAACACUUCAUGUGGUUAGACAAUAUCUCCUGGGUUGCAUCCUGUUUCAUACCUCACCAGAACAAAAAUGGAGAAUUUUGCACAGAUGGCCGCUGUAGAACCCCUUAUGGCCUCUUGUUUGAUUUUUUUCAAAAUUAUGUAAAUCUUGCUCAUUUGGUAUAGCUCUGCCACAAGUGCUUAAUUGUCUUCUAAGUACUUAGAAAUGAGAGAGUAUCAGAUUAGGUUUUCCUAAUGUGUUAGAAGAAUCCUCAGUGCAAGGGCAGAGAGGCUAAUGCAUUCAGAUAUACCAACAAUAUCAUCAAAAUUCAGAAGACCCUAUACAUCUUAUGCCAUAGAGGGCUUUUCAUCAGGGGACUAUUCGUAUAUUUAGAUUCUAAAUAUGAAUAUUUCCCUGACGAAGGGCUUUUGGAAGGUACAGUUUUUGGAACAAACAAGUUUAAAUAAAAGUCAGCUCCCCUCUGAAUUCCAAAGAAUGUACCUUCUAAAUAUACAUGGUUCCCUUGACUUUUCUCAGGUGGGGGCUGCUGCUGAGAGGAGAGACUUGGGGUGUGGCAGAGACUUGGCCACGGUUUACCUCCAUGUUGCCUCUCAUGGUUCCACUAGGGUUAAAGUGGAGGUGCAGAGCUUGAGAAGGAGGAUUCCUGAACUCAUUGCGAAGAAGCAGGGCCUAACAAGGAGAAAUGUAGCUCUUUCGCAGCACAGCCAGUCAGGGAAUGUUUCCGAAGAGCUUCAGCCAACACCAGCCGGUCUCUCUUGUUUGUGGAAAAUGAAAUCUUUGCAUUCCAGGCAGUGGCUAUUAAUAUCAGUGCUCGGCUGGUUGGGUGAAACAGCCGACAUCUUUCUCCAUGCCUAGUAACUCCUUGCCUAGUUGCACCCAGGCUGCGGGCAAGGAUGACGGCAUGGGGUCUCUUUGUCCCAAAGCCCAUGCAAUGGAGGGUGGGAGCAGGGAGAAAUUCCAGUGCGUCCCUUUCUCUUCAGGGGGAUCCAGUCAUAAGUCCAGAGUCGGUACAGUUUGAACCAGGGUUCACCCAAACCCAGCCUUGGAGCCCAAUUGGAACACAGUGAUUAUCCUGGAUAAAUGGUUUGAGAAUUUUAAAAGCAACAGGCUAGAUCAAGGGUAAGGUGUAAAGGAAAAGGACCCCUGACAGUUAAGUCCAGUUGCAGACGACUCUGGGGUUGCGGUGCUCAUCUCGCUUUACAGGCCGAGGGUGCCAGUGUUUGUCCGCAGACAGUUUUUCCAGGUCAUGUGGCCAGCAUGACUAAGCCACUUCUGGCAAAACCAGAGCAGCGCACGGAAACGCUGUUUACCUUCCCGCCGGAGCGGUACCUAUUUAUCUACUUGCACAUUUUUGGUGUGCUUUCGAACUCGAACUGCUAGGUUGGCAGGAGCUGGGACCGAGCAACGGGAGCUCAUCCCAUCGCGGGGAUUUGAGCCGCCGACCUUCUGAUUGACAAGCCCAAGAGACUCAGUGGUUUAGACCAGUGUUUCCCAACCUUGGGCCUCCAGCUGAUUUUGGACUACAGUUCCCAUCAUCCCUGACCACUGGUCUUGCUAGUUAGGGAUAAUGGGAGUUGUAGUCCAAAAUCAGCAGGAAGCCCAAGGUUGGGAAACACUGGUUUAGACUACAGCACCACCCGCGUCCCAGAUCAAGGGUAGUCGACCUGAUAUCUGUCCAAUUUUGCUGGACUACAGCUGCCUUCAUCCCUGACCAUUGACCAUCCUGGCUGGGACUGAUGGGAGUUGGAGUCCAACAACUUCUGGAGAGCACUACGUUAGUUGACUUUAAGCUAGAUUGUGUGAUUUGUCUCUUAAGUGUCUUUUCUUUCUCACACUAGCAAAUGCAGACUGUCAGGGAGGGACCAUUUCUCUUUUCUUUUUUUAAACUGCUUUAUUGGUUUUAAAACUGUAUAACACAAAUAGUCAAUAGAUGUUAAAGACAAAGUAAAAAUAAACAAACAUUCAUUCCAUAGUUGAUACUUGUUGUGUACAUCAAUUUGCGAUUAGAUUCGGCAUGACCUCUGAUCUCCCCAUUGUGUUCCCAAAUUACAUUCUUUAGUUACACACUUAACUUUAUCUUCUCUACGUUAUUCUAAUUACUUUAAAUUUAUAAAGUUGUCCUAUUACACACAGAAACUUAGUCAAGACCUGCCAACGGAUUGAUAUCUUGGCAGUGUUCUUUAAGGUAGACUCUAUAUAUCCCACUCUCUGGUAAAUUUUUCAUCUGUAACGGCUCGUAGUUUGCUGAUAGUCUCACUAGUUCAGCAUACACUCUCAAUUUAUUUUGCCAGUCUAAUUUGGAUGGGAGAACUCCCUUCCAGCCUUUUGCGAUUAGAAUUCUGGCAGCUGCUGUGACGUACAUGAAAACUCUCCUGAAGUUCUUUGAGAUUUCGUUACCCUUAAUUCCUAGCAGGAAGUCUUCGUGCUUUUUAGGGAAAGAGCAUUUAAACAUUUUCUUAAGUUCAUUAUAGGUCAGGCAAGUCGAAAGUCUGUUUUGGGGGCUUAAUCUGGCCUCUGUGGCAGUUUAUUUCCUGGGGUAACCCCCCCCAAAAGCUCAACACGCAUGUUGGCCCUGACGCAUGUUCACUUCAUCAAAUCUGGCCCUCUUUGAAAAAAGUUUGGGCACCCCAGAUCAUUUUCCAACACUCUGAUCUUUUUACAGUUCCACCACAUGUGGAUCAAUGUGCCUUCCGCCUCAGGGAGGGACCAUUUCUCAUUGGGUAGAGCACAUGUGUUACCUGCAUAUCCUGUCUUCAGUUAAGGGAUCAGAUGGCGGGAGAAGCCUUACUCUGACUAGGAUCCUAGAGAGCUGCUGUUAAUCAGGGUAGUUGUUGUAGGUUAAGAUGGUUAAAUCAACUCUCUCCAAAGAACCUAGGAGUCUUUUCUCCUUAAUACUCUUCAGAGAGGACUCUGGAAUCUGAUCUCCCAGUUCUCCAUGCUUUCAUUCACUUGGUGUUUCUCUUUUUUGAAAAUAACUCAAGAUGACCCAAAUUCUUACUUCAAGGCUGCUUGAUACGAUACACCCACAUAACUGUCGCUUGUUGCCUGAACCAGUUUUAUUCUGCGUGGUCUCUUGACUGCAAAUCCAAAGCCUGUUAUUAAAGGCAGAUGAAAUCUAGCAGAAGCUGCUGCCUUCAGUUCUGACGUCUUUUGUGUUGGAAGCAGAAAAGUAGCGCAGCUGCAUAUUCCUGGCACUCGAAAAGACAUCAAAGGCUCUUUGGUCCAAAUUCUCUUCCUUUAACAACGCCUCCCCCCCCCCCCAAAAAAAUAUAUAUAUACUUAAACUACUGCUCAAAAGAGGCUGCAGGUCUCUGUGACACUUUUUUUGAGCAUGUGGAAUCCUGCAGCACAUCUGCUGUUCGGCAUAGAAUGCAGAUCCGUGAGAAUCUGAAUUUAAUCUUUUUGUUGUUGUUGAAAAAAGAAAAGCUGGUUACCCCUUUGCAUUUUUAGGUGGAUGUAAUGCGGCUCUCCUUUGCACAUAAUGCCACCAAAUUAUGGUUGACGCUACACAAAAAAACAUUGUUUGUGUGCUCCCUGAUGCAUUGUUUCAUCUCUAAUGUAAUUAUUUCAUCUUUGGCCCAAGCCACAGUUGGCAUUUCGCUCCGGUUCCCCGGUUAGAGUGCAGCCCAGUUGAUGUUGUAUCUGAUCCAAGACAAACUGUGGUUCACUGUUGCAUCCAAACCAGCAAACUGUGGCUUUCAGUUGCAAUUUAGAGGGCAUGUACAAGCCACAGUUUGCUGGUUGUGGUGUAACAGCAAAACAUGGUUUGGCUUCUGGAUCGAGCACACCGCCGUUAUGGACUGUGCUGUGAGUGGGGAAGCUAUGGUCCUUCUUUGGUUUUAUCCAUCUGCUCAUGUGAUAUAUCUCAUUUCAUUUUCCCCUGCCUUCACCGGGGGACUUGUGCCGCCUAAUGAGUGGAGCAGAGACACAUUUUUCAAAAACUGGCAGCUCCUAACUUGUGCUAAACUGAAAGUCAAACGACCAACCACUCCCCUGUGCAACUUGUAUAAAAUACAUCAAAACAUUCUAAGCGGAGCUCAUGUUGCAUAGAGACCAAGAGACUUAAGCUAUGAAUCAGGAACUGCCUGGUUCGAAUCUUGCAGUGAACUUACUGGGUGGCCCCUCUCUCUCUCAGCCUCAGUUCAUCCAUCUGUAACAUGGGGCAUUGUAAUAAACUUACCUUGCCAUAGGCAAUGCACACGAACGGCUUUGAACUCUUGAAAGUGCUAUGCCCAUGUUUCCUGUUGUUUUUAUUGCAUGGCUGGGAAAAGCCACAUCUCAGCUGGGCUGAGAUGAAGUUGCCUUCAAAUGAGCAACCAAGUGACAAACAGCAUCUGCUGCUUAUCCACUGCCGCCCUAGCACUGCGAUACAUUUCCCAAGCCAGGGAGAUGUAAUGCCAAAGUUUUGGUGCCUCCUGCAGCUUUCUCUCCCAACCCCUUAAGAUUACUGUAUUUUUUGCUCUAUAAGACUCACUUUUUCCCUCCUAAAAAGUAAGGGGGAAUGUGUGUGCGUCUUAUGGAGCGAAUGCAGGCUGCGCCACUAUCCCAGAAGCCAGAACAGCAAGAGGGAUUGCUGCUUUCACUGCGUAGCGAUCCCUCUUGCUGUUCUGGCUUCUGAGAUUCAGAAUAUUUUUUUUCUUGUUUUCAUCCUCCAAAAACUAGGUGCGUCUUGUGGUCUGGUGCGUCUUAUAGAGCGAAAAAUACGGUAAAAGGCACAGAGAGAGCAGUAAAUAGCAGCCACACUUUUUGUGCAUUUGAGAAAGGGAAGGGGGUGCUUGCUGUGUCUGUACUUUCCCAAGUGAAGUUUGGGAAUGGGCUGCGUUGGCCUUUUCAGACCUGGGAUGUGCAUUUUAGCCAAACAUGCAUUUUGGAGACCCUCUUCAGAAUUUCUUACCAGGUCUUGCUAGUGGCUCUGCUAUAGUUCCCCUUAUCUGACUGCAUCCCAUUAGGAGACCUGGCCCACUGGUUGAAGCCCAAUGAUGUCUGCACCCAGGUUGUAAGUCCAGUUGAACUUACAACCAAGUAUUUAAAGGUUAUUUUACCCGUGUAUGACCAGCCUCCUGGAAUAUUGGAAAGACCUGCUUCCUGCCUCCUGGGACUCUCCAGAUGUUGCCCAGCUAUGGCUCCUAUCAUCCCCGAAGAGUAAUUUCAGCAGGGUGUACAGCUUGUCAUGCAGAGAUAAAAGAAGCAACAUCUGUUAAAUUCCCCCUUCUGCAAAGCAGUUGUUGGUUCAGAAGGUCUGCCCCCCCUUUGCAUCUGGUCACCAUCCCCCCAUCUGUCCUCUUGGGAAAAGAGAAAAAGGGCAAACAGAAGCACUCUUCCUUCCUUUUUAAAGAGAUGGUGAUAACGCCGCCAUGUGACUCGCUUAUGGAUCGCGGCAAUGGGUGGGAGUGGGGCCUGGACACCAAAGGAUAUUCUACUCUCUUCCCCAAAUGUUCAGCUUACUAGCUGCCGCCACCCGUUUUUCUCUUGAAAGUUUUUUUGGGGUGUGUUCACCUGUGGAUAAGGAAAAGCAUUAAGGCAGGAUUCUCCCUCCUUGCUCAAGAAGUACCGUAUUUUUCGCUCUAUAAGACGCACCACACCAUAAGACGCACCUAGUUUCUGGAGGAGGAAACCAAGAAGAAAAAUAUUCUGAAUCUCAGAAGCCAGAACAACAAGAGGGAUCGCUGCACAGCGAAAGCAGUGAUCCCUCUUGCUGUUCUGGCUUCUGGGAUAGCUGCGCAGCCUGCAUUCGCUCCAUAAGACGCACAUACAUUUCCCUUUACUUUUUAGAAGGAAAAAAGUGAGCCUUAUAGAGCAAAAAAUACGGUAGCUGGAUUCUCCUGCCUACCAUUUGUGGGGGGAUGUUUGCAAAAGAAUGCACAGGGUUAACUGGUCAGCAGUGGGCCCUACAUUAUAAAAUUAAAUCAUAUUGUACCCCUAACACAACUUAACUAUUAACACAUGAGACUACCUGUAUUUGUGCAAAUACCAGCGACUUUGUGGGCCAUCCUGUUAGGCCUCCUGCCCAAUGACAGCAUUGUCUUUCCAGCCUCUCUUUGAAACCCUACAUGGCCAGGAAUUCAUUGUGUGGCUUUCCUGAGCAGCUUGUUCCUGAGCUGCAAUCCUCUUAGCAUUAGGAAGCUUUUCUUGAUGUUUACCUAAAACCUGCCUCCCUACCAGGAAUUCUCCCCACCACCAAUUGACAUCGCAUUUUGGAGCACUGAGCUGGUUUGGAGACUGUGCAGGCUCCCAGAAUGGAGCUCACAGCUGCUUUGCUCUUGCCUUGCCUUUUUCGCUGCAGUGCCAAGGCUUAGUUUAGCGUGCCGUCCGAAUUGGGACUACCGGUUAAGCUCUGUCUUCAUGGUUUGUCCUUGGCUACAGCUUACCGUUAGCAAGGAGAGAGCUUAACCGCGAAUUCCAGCUCAGGCGACGCGCUAAGACGAACCUUGGCUCGGCUUAGCACAGCAGUUGAAAAGACCAGGAAGGGGGAAAGCGGCUGCAAGCUCUUCUUCUGAAGCCCAUGCAAAGUUGCUAAGUUGGUGGAGCGUGUUGUGUGAAUCAGGCUGCCAAUAGAGGUGGGGAUUUUCCUGGGCCGGGGGGGGGGGGAGAUGAACUGGGAAGAUUUUCUUAUGCAAAUUAGGAUGGUUUGCAUAGUAUUUGUGUGUGUGUGUGUGUGUGUGUGUGUGUGUGGUUUGCAUCAGAUUUUUUUCUGAUGCCGAGAUUAGAUUUAGCGUGCUUAUCUUCUAUCUGGUAAACAAAGCUUUAGAAAAAGUAUCCGCGUGUCACUUUUUUGUCCUAAUACACCACAAACAUUUGACCUGGAGUAUCUGAGGAGAAAUUAAACCACACUUACUUCUUGUGGUUUGAAUGUGGUAUCAUGUAGCAAUUUGUAUUGCAAUACAGUACUUGUAAAAAAAAUGCAAUGGCAAUUGGGUGUGCUUCCUAUACAUUGUUUGUUUAAAUAGGAAAACAAAAGUGCUGAAAACUAAUAAAUUUUGGCAGCUGAAAGAACUUUGCCAGAUAUGCUCAUUUUCAUCCUCACAAGGUAUAAUCACCUGGAAAACAUUAAAAGCAGCUUUGAAGCUGACAAGCUUGCCUCGUAUUUGUACUUGUCAUCCAUUUACUGUUACUAAUGAGUCUAUGAAAAGGAAGGAUUUUUACUGGCAGAAAAGUAAAGCACUUGGGGAGGAAUUUCAAAAAAAAAAAUCUGCCCAAACCAUUGACUAUAAAAUUCCCAGGCGGCUGGGGUGUUAUUUGGCCUACCAAGUGGCAAAUAAAAAGCUCUGAAGGGGUUUGUGGCAUUCACUGCCCUUCUGCUCAGGGGCUGCCAGCUUCAGUCAUCAUCUGCAUUGCAUAUCUAGGGGACAGUGGUGCAAUGGGACAUUUCCUUGUGGCACCAGGAAAGGAGGGCAAGGUGCUGCGUGGGGCAAGGGAGAACGAUAGGGAAGUGCUCUUUUUGCUCAGGGGAGCGAAGGUUCCUUAGGAACAUGAGAAGCUGUGUUCCACCCACAUCAAACCAUUGGUCCAUCUAGCUCUGUAUUGUCUACACUCUAUGGUUUCAGACAGGCAGGAGACUUUCCCAACAUGGAGAUGCCAGGUAUUGAAUCUGGGACCUUCUGUGUGCAGAGAACACGCUGUACCACUGAGCUUUGGCCCUGUUGUGGAGGAGAGAGAAACGGGGAGCUGGGAGCUUCCUUGCGACAAGUCUUCUGUCUUUUCCAGGCCUGCAUUGAUGAGAACAUGGAGGUGGUGGAAUUUCUGGUGGCAAACGGAGCCGACGUGAACCAGGCUGACAAUGAGGGCUGGACUCCGCUGCACGUUGCUGCUUCCUGCGGCUACAUUGAGAUUGCACAGUGAGUUUGGGGCUGCAGGGGAGAUGGCCUUCCAAAACCAUGCCAGCUCACAGAUAACUUUAUUGGCCUUGCGGUAGAUAAACGCCUUUUGCCUGAAGUUAUUACAGUAAUAAAUCCGCAGGCCGGUCUUUCAGUGCUUCUCACCUGGGGCUGAACGGCAGUCACAAAACCUGCGCCCUUCCCAACACAGGGUAGCCGGAUGCAGACGGGGACAGGGCUCCUGUCCAGAUUAGCAGGUGCCAGUCAUCAUGCACACAACUAUCUAAGGCGCAGGGGGAGGUUGCGGAAGCCUAGGGCAGCCCGCAUUAGGCUUCAUUUCUGAGUUGGUGGUCCUUUCUCCCCAUCGGCAUUUGAAAGGGAGGGAGGCUUACUGUCUGCAAUCAGGAGGCAAGGGCGCAAAGGAUUCCGGCGCUUGGCAACUGUCGCCCCACGAGACGGGCUUUUUUUGUGUGGUCUAAUCCAGGGUUGCAGGGGUGGGGAGCUAAAUGGGCCCAUGGAUCUGACCCUGGGCAUCACUGUCUGGCCCAGAUACCUCUUGGACCACGGUGCCAACAUCGCUGCAGUGAACAGCGACGGGGACGUGCCAUUGGACAUUGCGGAGGCUGACAACAUGGAGGCCUUACUGCGUUCGGAGAUUGGGAAGAGAGGUAAGGAGAGAGCAGGCUGCCGCGCAUGGUGUAGCUCUGCUUCCUCUAAUGCUCUGUCCCUCUGUAGACCCUUUCGGGGCUUCACCAGGCUUCUCCAUCAGCCCUCCAGGUUGCUGGGUUUCCCCCCUUCCUUAGGGGUCGGUGCUGCAGAAAGAUUAUAGAACCAACUUUGCAGGUUUUCACACACACACCCAGACACUCAAAUGGAUUAAUUAAAUGGAUCCUGGUUUACACCACAGGGUUGUAAUAUACGGCCCAUCAAAAUAUUUUCAACUUGGAUUAUUUACUGCAGAUAGAGCGAAACGACGACUUCCAAAACCUGUUAAGUUCUCUGGCUGGAACAGUUUAAAAAUACAGUGUCUACUAAGAUUAUAUUUGCACAUAUUUGCUUACUGUACAUAAUUUAUUCUGCAUCGAAACCCAGUGAAGGUUAAGGAUGGGGAACCUGGGACUCCCCAGAUGUUGCCAGACUGCAACUCCCAUCAUACCUGGCCAUUGACCCAUACUGCCUGGGGUUGAUGGGAGUUGCAGUCCAGCCUCAUCUGGAGGGCCACAGGUUCCCCAUCCCUGAGCCGUAUGUGUAUGAUGUAAUUUUGCCCUCCACCCAUAAUUACAUCAUGCACAAAUUCCUCAAAGCAAUGAUGACUACGUGUUUUUUUGGAAGAGGAAGGACUUUAAAAGUAUCCAGUUGCUAGGAUUCCUCGGCAUCGUUAGGAGAAGACAUAUUUCUUCGCAGCUCUCUAGUGCGGCCACAGCUGUUCAGAUUCGUAGUCGUCGCCUUCUGGGCUCUCCCGUGAUGCCUCCUCCUCCUUUUCAGGGAUUGAUGUAGAAGUAGCCAAGCGAGAGGAGGAGGAGGUGAUGCUUCGUGACGCACGCCAGUGGAUGAACGGUGGGAAAAUCUCUGACGAGCCGCACCCCAAAACAGGGGCCACGGCCCUCCACGUGGCAGCUGCCAAAGGCUACAUUGAGGUCAUGAGGUGAGAGCCUGCUCCUCGAUUCCCCCAGCCCCGAGGGACGUCCAUUCUGAGCACAAAAACCCUUUGAUAAAUCCCCUUUUGGAGCAGGAAAUGGGAUCCCGUGUCUCCCUCUCACAGUUUUAAGCUAGAUGUCGAACGUCAUAGAAGCACGUAGGUUUACAAAAUGGCUGCCAACAUCACACCUCAGGUUCCUAUUUGCCUCAACAGGUUUGGGCACUUGCCAUACCCACUCUCCCAGCCCAGGUGGUUAGUUGCGCCACUUCUUCUGAUUCCCCCCCCACUCCAUGCCUUGCCAAACAUCCCCUGAGCAAAGGCGGGGCCUAGGGAAAAGCGUAGGCCAAGUCAGUGCCAGUCCCCACCCCAGCCUCCUGAUGGUGACUCGGAGCCGAUAAGAAUCCAGGAUAUCGGCAUCCUGCUCCCAGCCAUCUUUCUUUGAACAUUUGGACCCCUCCCCUCAAAAAAGAAGAAAAGAAAAAGAGUGGGGACCCCAUGAGGUUUCCAGCAAGUUCCAUCCACGCUGCUUCUCUAACUUACUCGCUCUUCCAAAAGUCCCAGUCUCCUGUCCCCCCUGUUCUCCCUGCCACGAGAACCUCAAAUUCCUGGCCCUUAGAUAUGUACCUCACAGAAGAAUUGAGGAGAAUUCUUGUCCCUGGAUAAUUUGGGACCCUUGAGUUCUGUAUCUCCCUUGGACCACUGUCCCCACCCCCACCCCCAGCCCUCACAGAAGACCCUGUAGCUCUUGUAUCCAGCACCAUCUUUGCUCUGUCCCAUCCAGAGUCUGCCUUUCCCCUCUUUUGUCUAUUAAUAUCUAGCUUUCCCAUAAGGCACCCUGCCCGCAGUCCAGGAAACCCCUGACGGCUGCUUUCUCUUGCCCUGUUGCAGGCUGCUCUUGCAGGCUGGAUAUGACCCCAAUGUGCAGGACAAAGACGGCUGGGCUCCCUUGCAUGCGGCAGCCCACUGGGGAGUGGAGGAGGCCUGUCGCCUCCUGGCAGAGCACUUCUGCGACAUGGAGGCCCUCAACAACGUGGUGAGAGCAAAGGAGGUGGCUGGUUGUGUGUGUGGGUGUGUGGGUGUGUGGGUGUGUGUGUGUGUGUGUGUGUGUGUGUUGCAGAACCCAGGCUUCUUGUGGCUCCAGUUAGAAGAGCCCACACAGCAGGGCUGGAGAGGACUUGGUGUUGCCCAAGGCAUUGGAAAGGCCCUGCCAGUCCGAGUAGGUUGGCUGAGCUAAGUGGCCCAGCACUCCAGCCUGGUCUCAGGCAACUUCAUAUGUUUGCAACUGUUCUUGGUGCAGAGGGGUUUCUAGGACAGCAAAAUGAGGACCGUCACCAGAUUUUAAGGAAAUUUUAAUGGACUAGUGUCAAAGCAUUCUGAUGGGUCAGUUAAUUGACUACAUCUGUAUACAUUUUCUUUUGAAUAAAAAUAUGGUUCUGAAGGAGGGGAAAACACCAGGUUGUUUUUAGAUGGUGCGUUGUUUUAGAUGGUGUCACAGCCGAUACCGUUGUGGACGAGGCUUGCUCUCUUUCACGAGGUGAAGGGAAAAUACCUUUUCUGAAAUGCCAUCUGCAUUUUUUUUAUAAUUGUGUCCUAAGCAGGUUGUUUAAAAUAAAUUAAAAUGUUGCCUCUUAAGGUUACAGAGUUUUUUGUUUUAUUUUUUAAAAAAGAAAUAGAUUAUUAUUCUGCGUUGUUCAGUUAAAGGUUUACAAAACCAAAACCCAAAGGGGGAAGGAGAUGUGGGAGGCUGGAAUUCUAAAUCUGCUGACUGCAGCCACAAAUAGAAGCUUGUGGAUCCUGCAAAAUGCUGAAGGAAGGACAGAGACCUGGAAAGGCUUGACUUGGUUGUGGAGUACGACAGAGGAGAACGUUUUGAAAUGGCUGGGGAUGUUUCUCCCAUCUUCGAGGGUUUUUCCCCCCCUUAAGCUGUGAGAGGGUAGCCCCUUAUUUCUCAUUCCCCUCCCCUCUAGAUUAUUUUCUGAAAGGGCUACCCCCUUGCUUAGAACCAGAAGCUCUCCAUUUGUGGGUUUAUUUCCUCCCCUCAUUGAAAACAGCAGCCAGUAAUUCUAAGCAGGUGGGGAAUCGAGUGUAACUCGUAGAAGCCCUGGAUGUUGCUUUCUUCAGUGGGUGGAUGGGCUUGGAGGAGGGAGGCAGGCAGGACAGGUGGCGAGUUGAAAGAAGACGCAUCUACACCAGAGGGAAGCUGCUUCACCCACCAUGUUUCCCAGUUUUAUUCUGAUGGCAAACCGUGACGAAAGGAGCCCUUCUCAGCCCCAGCUGUUUCCUCCCCAUCCUAGGGCCAGCGUCCCUGCGACCUUGCGGAUGAGGAUACUUUGGCUCUGCUCGAGGAUCUCCAACGCAAGCAAAUUGACGUGAGUGACUUUUCUUCUUACCCUUCUCUCCCCCCACCCCAGUGUGUGGCAGAUACAACAGAAUCAGGACUGCUGCCUAGGGUCUGUGCAGAAAGCGUGUGGCGCAUGGAGCCCUCGCUCUUGUGUGGAGCUAGACAGCGUUUGAACGCCUUGUUUCUGGAAUGGGAGGGAAACCUUGCAGGUGCCAAUUUGAGGAGUUGGGCUGAGGGAGGAGCUGCUUUGGGGGAAGCUUGCAAGACCCCUAGUCCCAAAUAGAAGCUGCUUGUGCCCCGUCAUUGCUGCUGUCAAUCCCAUUAAGAGGCGGUUGUAUGGGUGGCAUUGUGCUGUGUGCCUGCUUCACAAAUGUCUCGUGCUAAAAUCUGAGGUACAAAAAGGUGUCCCUGAGCCAAAAAACCCCAGCCUCUUGACCCUUUUCACAGGCGGGUCCUUGUGGCUCCCACCAUCGGCAGUUAGUCAGGCAGCGACGGAGGAAGAAGCCAUUUGCUUCUUCCUCCAUCAGCUCCCUUAGGGCUGCUCACCUGGCACCUCACCUGAUGAGUUUUAGGUGCCAGCUGAAGACAUUUCAUUUGCCCAGGUGCUUAAUGAAUAGUUGCAAUUUAUCUAGGACUCCCAUCUUAACAGCUGUUGUUGUGUGUGUGUGUAUAUAUAUGUGUGUGUUUACAUAGAAGCAUGUACACACAAACAAUAUUUUAAGAGGUUGUGUGCUAAUUCAGUAAACUUCAGGGGUAAUUUUUCUCCUGCCCUCCCCAUCACCCUUUAUUGGGUGCAUUAGGACAGACAAAAGUUUCUUGCAAUGGUUGACUAGACUCAUCCAGACCUGUGUAACCUUUGCAAUUUUAAAAAGACCAUAAUUCAGCACCAAGUGGAGCUGAUUUCUGUGCUGGCUAUGUAUAUGGCAUGCAAAUGAAGCAGCAGCCUAUAUUUUCUUUGUGUAACUGUUUCCUCUCAUCAUGGGGGCAUGGGUUAAAUUGUUGUUCCCUUCCCAGAAUUUUUUUUCGAUUGACUUUUUUGAAAUAAAUAAAAAUGCUUGAGGGGUGCAGGGGAGGCUCAGUCUUGGUUAAUGUUAUUUUACACGGCCUUCCUACCUUGUGCAGCAUCAGCCACAAGAGCAGAAAGUAGAGAGGAACGGCAACGACCCCACAGGGCAGGAGGUCAGGGAGUGCGGCCAGUCCUGCCUGUCAGCUUAAUUUGAGUUUCACCAGCCCAGGGCAGCGUUUCUGAAACCGCAGGGUGGGCCUCCUCGGAGCGGCGGCUGCUGGCGAAGCCCACACGCCUCCCUUUUCCAGCGCUCCCGGCAAAAACCUUCCGCGGCGAGAGAGGCUUGUUCCCAAGGGGAUGGAAAGCAGCAUGGGCUUCUCCCACCCGCCUGUCAGCUGCAUGCUCUUUUUCCACCAGUGGACUGAAACCAGAUCAGCCUCCAGGCCCUUUGGAAACCUUUUAAGGUCUUUCCUCCUUCCCUCUGGGAGUUUUCCUGUGAGAACCAAUCUUGAGAGAGCCAGGUUGUAAGCCAUAGAGAGGGAAAGAAGCCUUGGCACACAGGACACGUGAAGAAGCAAGGAGCUGGAGCAGCGUCCCAACAGGCAAAGGCCUGGAGCAGCCCUGACCCACCUGGCCCCUUCCAGGUGUUGUUGGAGGGCGCUGGCUGGGGAUGAUGGGAGUUGUAGUCCAACAGCACCUGGAAGGCACCAGAUUGGCAAAGCCUGGCCUUAAAGCGUUUGGGGCGUUUUGAUUUAGAGGGACAUGGUGGAGGUUUCCAAAAUCACGUGUGGCAAAGGCGAGAAGCCUGUGGUGCCCUCCUGGGUUUGUUGGGUCUCCCAUCUCUUAUCAUCUCCAGGCAGCGUACCAGAUUUGAGUCCAGGUUGAUUCACAAGCUGCUUUGAGAGCCUUUUGCGGUUGUAGAGCAGAACAUAAGUAUUGUGUCACUGGUUUCACGUCAUGACGGCUGUCUAUGCUGCCUCCACUUCCAGAGAACAUAAUGUAAUACUGAAUACUUGGGGGUGGGGGGGAAGGUUGCUGUCAUUUCCUCUUUGUAGGCAUCCCUGGAGCAUCUGUCUGGUUGCUUCGGGAACAUGAAAAGAGCCCUGCUUGAUCAGACCAAAGGAACACCAGUGUCCACUCUUCUGAUCCAGCAAGGCUCUUCCUGUAUCCAUGACCAUCCCUGUGGCGGACCUUUCUUAGCUCCUAAGCCGUGCAAGAACUCUGCUCCUUCUCGGCUGCACUCAAUGCAAAUGCCAACUGUGGGCACAUCAGCGCUUUAUUUUCCCAAACACAUCGCCCUCCCCCUUAAAUUCAGCAGCAGCGUUUCAGCGUGAUUCCCACAGACUGUUCAGUGCAGAUCUCAGCCAUUACUGCUCUUCUGCAUUUGGCGGAUCCCUUGAAGAAAGCAGAAGCUUUGGGGCAGUGCUCUUGCCCCAGGUAUGUCUGCCCAGAAGGGCAGGUGCCAUUGCCCUCUGCUCCCCUGGCAAAAUCUGUUCAUUAUUACGAAGGUCACAUAGCCAAAGGGAAUGAGAGCUUGACCCUCACCCCCCAUCUCUCUCCCUAACCUUCAGCUACGCAGCAAGAAGGAAGCUCACCUGAAGCAGGCAGUGAUUGACACCAGCUUGGAGCAGCCCCCAUCGUACACGAGCAAGCACCGGAGGUGAGGUGUGGGCAUGGGGGGCAUUUGUCUCUUAGGUUCCCAACCUUUUAAUGCCGCAUUUCUGGUUCUAAAGUCCACAGCUUCCACCCUUGUACCCAGCCGUCAUUUCCCACGAGUUGGUAAAGGCCCUGGCUUGCAGCUCUGUCGGCUAUCGGUUCUUUAAUCUAGGAUGCAGCUUAUUAUGGCUCAGCGGUAUGGGAACAGGCGCAUGUGAACCCCACGCCAAGUACACGUUGCAAAACGGGUUUAGAGAGAAGUCUUUAUUUGGCGCACAGCAAGUUUGGCAGCCCGGUUUGCUGCAGAAGUGUUUACUGUUACAGACUGCAGACGUCAGGUUGGGCUAUCCAACUGUUUUGUGGUUACAGACGUCGAGCCUGUACAAAUUGCAAGUGUCUCCUGUCGUCCCACAAACAUUAGCAGGGAAGCAAAGCCUCUCCUGUUAGCAGGAAGCAUCGGCUCGCUUGCCUCAAACUUGCGUUGGUUGGGCAUUUCGUUACGAGACGUCACCAAGGCAACCUCGGUGGUUGUUUUCUAAAAGCAAGCCAUGCGCUAGCUCGCGCAUGUUCAGACAUGGAGGCCAUGUGCCAGCUCAGACACCUCUCCCCUGUGUGAAGUUACGAAGCGUGUGAAGUGCAAGGUUUGGGGGCGCAGCCUCCACGUUGCCCGUUGAGUUGUAGAUACUCUUGUUGUUGCUCAGUCACAUUGCAGGCCUAAGGAUCAGAACAAUCUCGAUUUCCACUGAUCUAUCUGUCAGCCGCUGCGAGAGCUUUUUUGGCUGAAGAGCCGGAAAAGAUUUAAUACGGAAAUACAGGUGUACAGCACUUCCAGGAUUGGCACAUAGGAGCAAGCCCUUAGGCUUAGGCUGGUUGGCAGCAUCUUGCAUGGUAUGAAAGCCAAAUUUCAGGAGAAAUGGCAUGUCAUGUGCCUGAGUUGUCUGAGUUCUAGAGCAGCUGUUCAUGCAAGAAACCAGUCUUCACCUGCAGGGCAGCUGCCAUGAGGCCACGCCUGGCCUAAACCAGUUCACCAGAGUAUGCCAGCCCAGCCCAGGUAACCUCUUUCAUCUCGAGAUCUCUGCUUGAACCCGAUCAUAAAUAGGGAAAUGAGGGCUGUUGGAACGAAGCAGUUUUCAGCGUGGCUGAAGUUUGCAACCUUCCAAUGGCUCCCAUUGGCUCUGUCUGGGCAAACGCGCCAUUGAUGUAAUUAACCGUGGUGGGCUGAGCAACUUCGCUUCUUUUAAAACGAUCCACUUUCCUUUAACUCCCCGCAUCUCCUCUCUGCUUCUUAGGAGCUCUGUGUGCCGCAUGAGCAGCAAGGAGAAGAUCUCUGUCCAGGACCAGUCAAAGGAGCGCAAGACCCUGGGGACCAUUGCCGUCGGCGAGGAGGAGACCAGCUCUGCCUCGGAGGGGGAGGAGACGCCGCAUUCCAAUGGUAGGCGGAGCUACAUGGUGGGCAAUGGCCCUCAUUGGCCCAGAUCUCGGAAUGGUCUGGCACAGCCAAUUAGAUGCUAACUGCUUUCUCUCCUUUGGCAGAGGUGAAGGCCGCUCCCCCAACGGACAACAGUGCAGUGAAUGGCGUCUCCGUGACCCCUGUCAGCCCUGUCUCCCCCAGUCCCAUGGGGCAGAAGGUGAGGUUUUGCUCACCUGCACGAACCCUUAGCUUCUCCCUUAGGUGGAAAGGGGGGGGGUUGGCACAUCUCCAUGCCUCACCCCCCCCCCCGUCACCUUUCACAGUGUAGGCCUGGGGGCUGCUGGACUCCUAUCGAAAUCCAGCUCUUAAGAUUUGAGAGGUGACGAGCAGCAGGGCCUCUUAAAGAGACGUUUCCAGACACUUUUGCAUUCAUGGCGUUGGACUUGAGGCUGUAGGCCUCAGCUUACCCGUCUUGAGUAGUCACUUCACUAAGGGGUUCUCUUGGGAGGAGGGAGAAUGAAGAGUGAAGGUAGUUAGGGCUUCUGUGUCCUGGGAACAAGGACUCAGAGUUUCUAUGCAAUCGGCUUUUCAUGGGUCCUUGCAUGAAUGCUCCCCUCCCCUCUGGCACGCAACACUUGCUGAGUCCCCAUUUAUAACGUCUCCUGUCUUAACACACCAACACCUUCAUCUUGCAUGCUUGAUUAACCUGUCACCUCUCUUGCACCUACCCUGGGAUGAGGCCAGAAUAACCGUCGUCCUGUUUGGGACACCAGCACAGGCGAGUCUGGUGAUCUGAUUGGCAGGUGGCUCUCCAAGAAGAAGCCUCCUAAAUAAGUUGGCCGAGAUGGUUGGGCCUUGGACACACGGACAUUCUGGUGCCCGGUCGGCCAUCCUUUCCACCGCAUGCCAUUUCUGCCUGCACUGUGUGAAAUACGUCAGACUUUUGUGUUUUCUUUUUCUGCCUUUGUUUUCCUUUUCACAUUUCCUCGUACGCUUUCCAUCCGCUUCUGGCUUGCACCUCGCCCUGCUUCUUGCUUCCUUCCUUCCGCCUGCCCACUCCAGCCACAGUUUGCCUUCAUCACCCCUGUUCUGCCCAUCCCCAGCCCUCUGGGGCCUUCCAUGUGGCGGCAAAGCUUGCGCAAAACAGGGAUCAUUCUGGUGCCCCAGAAGGAGCAAAAAGCUGCAGUGAGUGUCCCAUGCAAGGAGGGGGUGUGGAGAGAAUGUGCCAUUGUGGGUGUCGUUUCCCCCAUUAAUGGUUUGGCACAAUUGCCUCUUAAGCUGGUACCUUCCAGAUGUUGGGCCACAAUUCCCAUCAUUCCUGUUGGCGCUGUUGGCUGAGGCUCAUGGGAGUUGGAAACCUGAAAUCUGGACGGCACCAGCUUGGAGAAGGCUGGCAUUGUGAGACCAAGGCCUUAAAAGAAGCUGGGCAUUUUCUUGCCUGGUGAGUCACCACUGGCUGUGUGUUUUGAGAGCUGCUUUAAUCAGAUUAUUGUGGCGGACCAGGCCCCACUCCUGGUUGGGAGGCUUUUGCAGGGGCCUUCAGUACCUCCAGUCCAAGCCACUGCCACAUACAGCAAACACGUUCUCGGAGCACCAACUAGUGUGUAUACAAGAAAGAGGUAUUGGGAGACUGGAGGGAAACCUCAAGAAAUUAUUAGAGAGCCAGUGUGGUGUAGUGGUUAAGAGCGGUAGUCUCGUAAUCUGGGGAACCGGGUUCGCGUCUCCGCUCCUCCACAUGCAGCUGCUGGGUGACCUUGGGCCAGUCACACUUCUCUGAAGUCUCUCAGCCCCACUCAGCUCACAGAGUGUUUGUUGUGGGGGAGGAAGGGAAAGGAGAAUGUUAGCCGCUUUGAGACUCCUUCAGGUAGUGAUAAAGUGGGAUAUCAAAUCCAAACUCUUCUUCAAAUCCAAAUUCUUGGGAUGCAGGGGAACUGUGGCGGGGCGGGUGCUAAAAGUGCCCCAACAGUGGGCAUGAAAUGAGGACUGACAGUGGGGGGAUGGGGUGGCAUAGUUGGGGGAAAGAACUGGGGUAUCCUUGAAAGGGGCCUGACAGGCUGGCUGGAACCCUGGAACAGGAGGGUUCGAACCAUGCAACGUUUUCUUGCAGGUCCCUUUUGUAUUUCCUAAGGCAGAUCCAUUUGCUAGAAAUGGGAGUUCUUGGGAUGACCAUAGACCUUUAAAAAUAUGCCAGCGAAAAACCUGAAAGUGUCUUUUUGGCCACUGAGUGGAACUGGGCUAGGUGGGUGUUCAGUCUGAUGUGUGCAGCAGGGGCAGCUGGUACUUUGUGGUUUCCAGCGAGUGCAGGUGUGGGAUUUUAUUUUUAUUGAUGGAGGAGGGGGUUCCCCCUGCAGAUAUAAGAUUGCUGAUACUUGGGAAGAGAGAGAAAGAGGUAGAGGUUGAAAGUGAGCUGCUUGUGGCCUGUGGGAUGGGGUGUUUGAGGGCCAGGAGUCCGGUGGGCUAUUCGGGGGGGGGCAAUACUAGGUUGGGGCAGAGGCUGCUGGGAACCUGGACACAGAGAGCAGCACGGCUCGGCCUGAGCCUGCCUGAGUGGGACGGGGAAGCCUGGCCACCAAGCCAAAGGCUUCCUGCGAAGGGAGGCGAUGUGGAAUGUGUUCCUGAAAGGGCUGCGGUCCAAGCCUUCCUCAGCAGGGAAGCCGAUGCAAACUUCUCAAAGCUCAGCAACUUCCUGACCAGCUUUCAAUGCUCCAUUCUGCCAAGGCAGCUUUCCAGGCCUGCUCACCUGCCAUGAACUCUGCUCUGAAAGCUUUCCAAGAUUCCCCAGGGCGGAUGCAUUAUGAUGUGGCUCUUGACGGUCCUCCUCAUUAAAAGCGCUGGCUGCUCUGCUUUGGAAUGCCCAGUCAGCAAGAGCCGCCGGGGGCGGGGAGGGAGAGAGGGGGAGCUCAGGGCAGCCUCAUUUUGAGAGAGGCCCCCCAAGUGCAUGGAGGUGGGGGGUGGCCCCUGGCAUGGCAUUUGUUGCAGCCCUGACACUUGCACAUCCCCCUCCCUGCCCCACAUGCCAUGUUGGACUUUGAUGCUAAAUAUGCAUAUGCACCCUUCCUUGUUGCAACCUUGAGUGAAGCAUUGCUUGUUAGCACUCCCAAGAAUGUCAUUAUGCAGAGGAGAGAGGCCUCCAUAGCUUGUCUGUUUAAUAGAAGCUGUUCCACAGUUCUGGCCAGAUCUCUCUUGUGAAUGUGGUGGGAAAGCUACAGAGCUGCAUCCACCCAGCGGAGCCAAAAUCCAGUCCUUUAACCUACUUCCAUGCCAAGACUUUGGCCUGGAACAUGCAGAGCAAUAACGAAACGUCUCUUGAGCAUGUGCAGGGUGGCUUUCUCCCAGCAAUCUUGGCAGCAUGCAAAUCUUUUUGAGGGGAGGAUUCCAGGGAGUUGGCGGUUUUGACCUUCCCUGUAGUGCCUCUUGUUUGGGGAAAUCAAUGCUGGGCACUUGCUUUUAAAUCUGUCUUCCUGUAGAGACAAUCCCAGGAGGCCUGGCUCUCCCCUAGUUGGCUGCACAGCCCCCCAAACUCUGGCCAUGCCUCUGUUGCAUAGGUGUUGCUUCCUUCCCAAGGGAAAUCAGGAGGUCUGGUCUCCCAGCUCUUGUCUGCACCCUGCUGAGCCCUCUUUUCUUGAUUUAGGACUCAUAACAUCCUUCAUCUCCACCCUAGUCCUUCUCCUAGAUCAGAGUUUCCCAAACUUGGGUCUUCAGCUUUUUGGGGGGCUACAAUUCCAUUCAUCCCUAGCUAGCAGGACCAGUGGUCAGGGAUUAUGGGAAUCGGCGUAGGAAGAGGGGUACUCGGGUCCCCGCACUGCCCGAAACGGCAACGUGGGGCUUGCAUCCAUCAGGCGGACUCCGUGGACAGCUCGCCACACUGCCCCCCUGGGCAGCUCACCCUUCCCCCCCACCGCUCUAGGUACCGGAGCAGCUAGCUACGCCCUGAUGGGAAUUGUAGUCCAAAUACAACUGGAGGCCCAAGUCUGGGAAACCCUGUUCUAGAUAAUUGAGAGCCCCGUUCUCUAGCAGUGCUUGCUUGCUGUCCAAGGAGCCGUCAGGUUCUGUGCAAAGGAUCCCCACAUAGCCCUGCCUGGUUAUUCCCUGCCUGUCCGCUCCUAACUCCAUUGUCCCGAGUUUCUCAAGUUCCCUCCAUCCAUCCUGACUCCCCUUCCUUCCUCUUCUCCCCACUUCCUCUGUCUCUUUUCUCCUCCCCUCCCACUCCCACCCCAACAGUUCUCUGGAGGCUCCAGCCGCACCAUGGAGCCAGAGGACACGGCAGCUCCUGCCAUCUGGAAGCAGAGCCUACGGAAGACCAGCAGCUUUGGGGUGCUGCAGGAUGCAAAGCUGGAGGAGGAGGCGGCUGCCAAGGAGGGCAGCGGCAUCAAGCGGUCGGCGUCCAGCCCCAGGCUUGAUACGGAGGAAAAGGUAAGCUGUGCCGUUACAGUACCUGAGUGAGUAACUUUGGGGGGGCAGCAUUUCAAUUCAGCUUGGCAGCAUUGGAUUGGAGCAGAAGCAAGGAUCUUUCCAUUCGCUAUGAUGAGGCAGUGAUGGAGCACUUUAAGGCUCUGUUAGGUGCAAUUAAGAUUCAUUCUGUUUCUUUCCACCAAUUGGCCUCCUAAGCAGUUUAUGGUUUGGGUUGUUUUUCUUUUAAGGGUGAGAUUAGAUUUAAAACAGUGUCAAGUAAGAUAAGAAGGAAACCAGCAACAGACAAAACAGUGCAGUAGACAGCAACUGAAAAUUACCAAGCAGUCUCGGAUUGUAUCUCAUCUGGCAGAAGCACGACAAGACUUACCCGGGUGCCUAAAAAUGGCAGAAUAUGUAACAGGCAGAUGUUUGGGGAGGACAUUUCAUCAUCAGGACAGGGGUGGGGGCACCCAGAGCAGGGCAGCUGCCGACAACCUCAGUGCACACACUGGUGCAUACAGGAGAAUUUCUGUUUGUACAUUGCGUAUCCCUAGCAACAUCUUGUGAUACAGGCAGGCUUGUGUGCAUUCCAUUUGCUUUCUCUCACUUGGAAUUUAGCUUUUGGUGUUCAUUUUCUUAAUGUUUAAAAAUAGUAAGCUGCUAGCCCUUAGGGCUGCACAGGUAUUCUUGAAAGCAUUUUGGAGAAACCACAGCUGGAGGAGGGCAGGUGGGUCUUCCAGGGAUCCGAAGGCAGAGUCUUCUGCAUAGGACACCGCUAACAGAAGCAGUAUUAAGUUAUAGGAAGCAAGCCAAUAAGUAGAAGCCAUAACCCAGUGGUAGAGCAUAUGUGUUUGCGUGUGGAGAGUUCACUCUCUUAGCAUCUCUGCUUGGAUAAAUGGAUCUUGGGAAGCAGAGCUUGGAAAGUCCUCUGUCUUGAGGCCUUGGGAAGUCUCUGCCAAUGAGAGGAGAAGAUACGGACGAGAAGGACCAAUGUCUUGGCUCAUUGUAAAACAGCCUCAUUGGCUCACCUUUUGCCUCUUUUGGAUAUCAUGGCAUAGCACUUGAAUUAACCUUGAUGUGGGUAAAGAUAGAUUCUUCUAGUGCUCUGGUUUAACUCUUAAAGUUUGCAGGCAGCUUCAGAAAUAGCCUCUGCACAUGCUCAGAGGCGUUGGCUGUGGGAUCGCCCACAUAAUGGCUGAGCACCUGUAAGCUGAGCGACUGUUUUCUCUGAACAAGUGCAGAAUGCCUUUUUAGUCUCCUUCAGCCAGCCUAAAUAUUUCUGGAGUCUUAAACAGAUACGGCUUCUCAGCUGGGGAGACAAACACACCUUGUAUUGUAACUUAAACACCAGGACAAAAUUGAAAGGAGGCCAGAGAGUUCCAGAAGAGGGGAGGCGUUUUUCUGACCUUCUCCCCAGUUUCCAUCUCAAGAAUUAGCCGCCUUAUGGGAAGAGAGCCUGCAGUUAUGCAGGACCCCUCAUUCCAGCUGGGUGGCUUCUCAAAGGGGGAUUUCAGGGCGUGUGGGGUUCUGCCACGAGUGUAGCCUCUUCUUUGCCCUCUUCUCUUUCUUUCUCUCUCCCUCCUUCCUCCCCUCUCCUCCUGACCCCAACCCAUCACUGCCUGUUACACCUGCAGCAAGACAUCCGGGAGCUCUUACGGAAGUGGAACAAGAACCCCAUUGGCCCAGGGUUAGCCAAUAGGAGCACAGCUUCUGAGCCAGCGGGUGAUGCGGUAGGAGCCUCUGCCCAUUAGAGGGUGUGGCUGAUUACCUUGCUUGCUUGCUAGACAGCUUGUUGCAUUUGGGGGGGGGUAGGCGUGUGGGGCUUAGUUUGAGAGCCAUGGGUUUGUGCGGGAUGGAAUUCCCUUGGGCAGGGAUCCCCCCUACCGGGGUCAAUUGGGGACAAUAAAAAUCUUAUCCGGAAUGCCCUUUUCCGUUCCGUCCUUUGGUGUGGUUUUCCUCUUAACUCUGCCCUCGCUCCCUUGUUUCUUUGACCUUUCUCUUGUCUCGGCCACAGCUACUCGUAAGCGUCGCUGCCGUGUUAGGCAUCGGGCUCAGUGCUGCUCUCUGGUAGAGCAGUGCCUCUGGUAUCCGUCAAGAAAGUCAUGAAGCAUCGCUUUAGACAGCCAGAGCUUGUGGUAUCUGGCCAAAAGCACAGUCCAAGCUUCCCAGGUCUCCAGCUGGCUUCUGAGCUGCUCCCCCUCUUGGGCAGAAUGUGAAUUCACAGUGUUAACAGUAACAGCACACAGGGAUUCCCCCUCAUUCCCUCUUUCCCCCCUUUUUUACAGAGCAAAGAGCCACGCCUGGCCCGCGUAACUCCGACCCCGACUCGGCGGAUAUUUGCCCUCCCAGACACGGAGCCCCACCGGGAUCCCAGGCGAGCGUGAGUAAUCAACCAGCGGCGAGCCAACUUAUAGCACUUGGGAUCGAUACUGUUGUCAGGGAGACACUCCAGUAUGAAGCUCUCUGCACGACAGGAUGGAUCUUCCCUUCUGUUUCAUCUUCACAUGCCACCCUGGGCGUUAGAAAGAAAUGUGAUGAAAAGGAACGAGCUGAGUUGGUAGUAAGGCGUUCUGCCCUUGACUCUGGAGGAGUGCAAGAGGAAUACAGGCCACAUUCCUUUUUGUAUUCCUCUCUGCACUCUGGAGACAGGAGCAAUGUGUAAUCCCUUCCUGAACCGGGUCGCCUUUGGACGUCAUUGGGCUUCCUGCUCCCAUCAGCCCCAGCCAGCGUGGCGAGAAGCAGGGGAUGAUGGGAGUUGUAGUGCAGCGACCUCUGAUGGGCUCUAGGUUGGAAGACAUAAGAUUAAACCAUGGAAGCCUCGUUGCCAGGUCAGCCGGGAUGAGCCUGGAGUUGGGUUCACCUGAGAGAGAAGUGUGGUAUGGAGCAAGACAGAUAGGAGGGGGAGCGGGGGAGCCUCCGGGAAUUGCUGCUGCCUGGGCUUCCUGCAAGCCCCACUCACCUUACUGGUGGUUAGGAGCAUGGGCCGCGUUCCUUGGGUACUCAGCUUCUUGGGCGGAUGUGAACUCUAUUGUCUGUCUUCAGCACGUCUCUUAUCUUGCCUUUUCCGUAUCUUGUUUUCAUUCCCCUUUCACCAUCUGUAAUUUGGGGCUGCUGACAGUAGUGUCCAAAGUGACAAAAGGUCUGAAGUGGAUUUUAAGGGUUCUUGGGUUAUUUAAUUAUUUCAUAGAACACUCUUCCUAAAGUUUAUCACUGAGCGCAAAUGGUUGGCGGCAGGGGGCAGCAUAGACUUCGAAGGAGGAGUUCUGAGACUGAGUAUCUUUAAAUAGAAGUCAGGUUGCUUUGGGAAUGUAGCUAUGUCUUCCCUUGCCCAUAAGAAAGGAUUAAUUAAAGAUUUGCCUUGCUGCAGUGGUGGCGAAUAAAAUACUAACAUUAAAAAUAAUUUGUGCAUCAGGCAUGCUGUAUAUAGCCAUUUCAAAGGAGGACCAGCCAGUGAGGAAAAGCCUCUGCGGUCAAUUCUAAGUGGUUUGUGGCUCAUACAAGCAAGAGCCUGUACCAGGGGUGGGGGCUUAACUCACAUGUUUGGGAGACCCCUGGGUCACAGCAGGAGUUCUAGGUAACCAUGGGGUUGUUGGGAGUGCAAGCGAAAGGCCUUCUCAGGGACCUCCUCUGAACACACUCUCUUCCGCGUGCUGUCUCUCUUUCUCCCUCUUUCCUUUCUCUCCUCCCUCCCCCCCCCCCCCGCAGAAACUUAGAAGGUGGCCUUCAGAUGAAGAUAGACACAGCCCUUGCCCCACACCAGCCCCCUUCUUCCACUGCCAUCAGCUCUGGCAUGGAUCCCCGGGACCGCCGAAGGUGAGGGUUGGGGGGGCCCGGGGCAGGCAGACUACGGAAAGCAAUUAGGGUCACGAUAGACGGGCUCGUCUCUGUAUCCAAGGAGCGGGGUUUCCUUGUUGAUGCGGCACCGGCCGGUUCUCUGCUGCUUCUCUUGUUUCUAUAUAAUCUUUCCUUUUCUGUUGACUCUUCAUCACUGUUACGACGGCAGCCACAUCUUGGUGCCGGGGGGGGGGCGGGGUAGGGGGGAGCAGUGCUUGCUCACCACCUGCUUUUGCUGCCUCUGAUGUUGUAGAGUUGGGAGGGGGCUGAGGGUCAUCUAGUCCAACCCCCUACAGUACAGGAAUCUCAACACAUACCCCCCAUACAAUUUGAAACCAUACCAGUCCCUGAUUCUUGCAAUCGUGCUAGCAGUGCAUGGAGUGUUAGGGGAGGGGUAGUAUCUCUGGUGGGGGACACGUCAUUCUCCUUCAGGGGUAGUUUGUCCCCCUUUGGUCCCCACCCUGCACUCUGCUCUCACCGUGUGGCUCCUAGAAGCUAGGAGUGAGCUUAUCUACGAGGCAUCUGACCUGUCUCAGAGCAUUCUGUGCCCAGUUGGGCAGGCUGAAAGGGGCAUCAGAGGGAGGGCAGGCUUGCAUUUUCCCACUCCACAGUCAAGAAGGUUGGGAGGAAACUACCAGGGUAGGCAAAGGGACAUGCCUAGCAUUGCAGUCGUACCUUGGAAGUCAAAACGAAAUCCGUUCGACUUCCAAAAUGUUCGGAAACCAAAGCGUGGCUUCUGAUUGUCUGCAGGAAGGUCCUGCAGCCAAUCGGAAGCUGCAGGACCCGUUUCGGACGUUUGGGUUCCAAAGAACAUUCACAAACCGGAUCACUCACUUCCGGGUUUGCGCAUUCGGGAGCCAAAACGUCCAGGUACCAAGGCGUUUGGGAUCCAAAGUACGACUGUAGUAGUAGUAAUAAUAAUAAUAAUAAUAAUAAUAAUAAUAAUAAUAAUAAUACCAUUUGCACCCCACCCAUCUGACUGGGUUGCCCCGGCCAUUCUGGGUGGCUUCCAGCAUAUAUAAAAACAUAGCAAAACAUUAAACCUUAAACAGCUUCCCUAUAAAGGGCUGCCUUCAGAGGUUUCCUGUUAUAUAAUUUACCCAUCUCCUUAACACCUGAUGAGAGGGCUUUCCCCAGGGUGGGUUCCACUACCGAGAAGGCCCUCUGCCUGGUUGCAUAGUGCUUCCUUCCCAUUACUGAAGCAACCAGCCAGGGCACAGGCUCUGAGGUGGUUGGCAAGUAAGAAAGGGGAGGCCCCUUGGAGCAACGGAAGGGGCACGAAGAGAAAGCCUUGUAAAUGGUGCCCAAACCCUCCGUUCCUCUGCCAGGUCGUACCAGACGCCCGUGCGGGACGAAGAGUCAGAGUCCCAGAGGAAGGCCCGUUCGAGGCUCAUGAGGCAGUCCAGGCGUUCCACGCAGGUAGGUGUUGGUGCAGGUCAUGGUGGUUCAAGCGUGGAGGUACCACUAAGCAGACCGGAAGAGGGGACGGUCGGGAAUAAGGGAACACACUUGUCUGGCCUAGCUCAGAGACUUAGCAAGGAACUCUUGCUGUGUUGUGCCAGCAUCAGCCUCUAGGUGGCGGGGUGGUUCUCUGUUUGGCGCAUGGUUUUCAUGUGUCUUUCCUUCUCUUCUCACUUCAAGGGUGUCACCCUCACGGAUCUGAAGGAGGCUGAGAAGACCAUGGGCCGGGCUGGGGACUCCAGAGCAGCCCCGGAGCAGCGAAACAAGGAGGACGAGAAGCAUGACAAAGAUGGAGAGCAGCAGUCCCAGGAGACUACGGUAGAGAUGGCAGGAGGCAUAGGGGCUCUGGUGGGGUGGAAGGCAUGGAAGCCAAGCCAGUGGAGGAACUUCUGGCUUGCUCAGAGGGAACCACGAUAGGUGUAUCUAUUCCGAGGCUAUUGCUCUGAUCUUGGGUGAUUAGAAUUGUUACCUGCCUUUUCAGGAUACAGAUCUUCCCAAUACAGGUAAAAUCAGGCCAGGUCAUGGCAGGCAUUGUGUGUGGUAUCCACUUCCAACCUUCGUGACAGGUGCUGGGCUAUUUGUAUCCAUCAGACUGCACAGUGUGGGUUCCUUGUCUGCACUGGGUUGGGUGAGAGCCUGCUGUGUUUUUGCAUGGUGCAGUGGCGCCCAUCACCCAGUCUGUUUCACUCAUUCCUUGCUUUCGUUUGGCCCUCCGCAAAUUGCUGCCCUGUUCCCUUGCGCCAGCGUGCAGCCUAUGUGUAAUCUAUCUCCCUUUUUGCUUUUCCCCUGAUCCUAACCCUGCUGCCUCAUGCAGGACUCUUCUAGGAGAUUCCGGCUUCCGAGUUCAGAAGGUUCUUCGGUUUAUACUGUGAAUCCGUUAGUGGUGAAUUCGCAGCCCAGAAAAGGUAACAACUUUUGCGCCCUCUUUCCCUUUCUGUUUUUCAACUCCCUCAUUUGGCAUGUUUAGCUUUGGGCCUCUAGGAAUUUCUGUACUACUGCAAAUUUCUUCUAAACCUUCCACAAUCUCUCCUGAGCUCCAUUGCUGAUAUUGUGACAUAUUCAGUCUACUGGCAUGCAAGGACCUGAGCUCAGCUGCAUGUCUUUUUCUGUCCGCGCUGCAGUCUCAGAAGCCGAGGAUACCAGCUCAGAGGCAGAUUCGGAUCUACGGAACAGACUCGCCAUCAGGGACCGCAGGAAAGGCCGACGGCUCGUCUCCAGACUGGGAGAGAACUCGGAGGUGAAUGCGGCAGUGGACUUAGUCGGGGCUGUUGCGCUGAAAUGAGGGCAGAGUUUCAGGACCAUCUGUAUGAGGCUUUGUGCCAUUCUGUCGUUGAGAACGCGGCAGCUGCCUUGUACAAGCACCCAAGUUGUCUGCACAGACAAUUUAGGGCAGACCUUAAACCCCCCCCCCCCAACUUCUCUCCCCCUCCCCCUUUAGGGUGAGGAUGAUGAAGACAGCGAGCAAGUCAACAAUGAAGAUCCAUCAGGACAUGGCAGGUAGAUUCCUCUUUGGGAUCCAGCACUUCAAACUGGGGUGUGGAGAAGGGGCUUAGGGGGGUAGGUUGACUCACAAGUUGCUGCCUGCCUGCCUGCCUGCUGAUGCUUCUUAGUACUCGUGCCAUUCAUAUUGUAAGGUAAAGGUAAAGGGACCCCUGACCAUUAGGUCCAGUCGUGACCGACUCUGGGGUUGCAGCGCUCAUCUCGCUCUAUAGGCCGAGGGAGCCGGCGUACAGCUUCCGGGUCAUGUGGCCAGCAUGACUAAGCCGCUUCUGGCAAACCAGAGCAGCCCACGGAAACGCCGUUUGCCUUCCUGCCGGAGCGGUACCUAUUUAUCUACUUGUACUUUGAUGUGCUUUUGAACUGCUAGGUUGGCAGGAGCAGGGACCGAGCAACGGGAGCUCACCCCGUCGCAGGGAUUCGAACCGCCGACCUUCUGAUCGGCAAGUCCUAGGCUCUGUGGUUUCACCCACAGCGCCACCUGCGUCCCAAUUCAUAUUGUAGAAAGACAUUAAUGCUGGCCUCAGGAGGAUGGUGGGGUUUUUUAACGGUGACCCAAAAUAGUGCAAGAUCCAAUAGUCUUAAUAUGCAAAUUUCGACACGAGGUUUUGCUAAUGUCCCAAUCCUUGUGCCUUAACUUUCAGACCAUUCUUAAAAUUAUAUACUGCCCACCUGGAUUGCAGUGUGAGGAGCCACCCGAGGGGUGAUCUCGCAUAAUAUUGGUCCCCCUUUUCUUUUUCAGCGAACACCUAAACAGCGUCCUGUCAAACCGGACAGCUCCCUACAGCUGCCAAAGACAGAACAGCAAUUUGGGCUGCAAAGAGGAACCUGAUCACUAUUACAAGAAAGUUAGUUGUUUUGUUUAUGUUUUCAUUUCAGGCAUUUAUACCCCACCCUCUGGCCUAAAAGGGUCUUGGAGCAACUUACAGAAAUCAGUACUAAGAUUUCUUAAAACGUCAUGACACACAAGGAAAAAGGAAUGGGAGGGAGGAGGGAGCACAAGUUCUAUAUCAACUCACAUGAUUGGAAGUUGGGGCUCUUGGGUUGAAGGGAUAUGGGUGGGAAAGGGAUUCAUAGGGAUCUCAGUACCUUAUUCGGUUUAUUUUACCAUGUGUGUCUGUGUGUGUGACCCUAAGCUGUAUGAAGAUCUCGUGAUCGAGAAUGAAAAACUGAAGGAGCAGCUACAAGAAGCACAGCUACAGCUGACGCAGAUCAAGCUGGAGCUGGAAAGAGUGACCCAGGUAAGGAACCGGGCAGAGCAGAAGCUUCUCGGCUGGGUGGCAGCUGGGACACAGUGGGGACAUGAAGAGCAACAGGCAGCUCUGCGAUGGAUGUGGUGUGUUUUAUAUGUACCUGGUUUCCAUGCGUACCUAUUGAGAUACAGCGUUAUUGAGAUAAGGGGCGUGUUGAAUUUUUCAAAUCCCAACAGUGAGGGGUGCUAAAAAGUUGUAACAUGACCUGGGAAUUCAAAAGACAUUUUAGUUAAAUUAAUAUAAUAUAAUUUAGUUUAGCUUGGUAAUUAAAAUGUGUGUAAAAUUCCAUAUAAAUCAUUAAAAAUGAUUGCCACAUACUUGGAAGUUGUUAUUAUUAUUAUUAUUUAUUAAUGUAGCAUUACCUGACAUUUUCAGAAGGUAAAAUUUAAAUCCUUUGGUUUCCUGAAAGCAGUUUAUGUGCUCCUUCAUCCCGUGCUGCCUCCCGCCCCCAUUUUUAACACAGUCUUUGGAGGGGGUAGAAUUUUUGUUUAAUACAGGCAUCCCCAAACUCGGCCCUCCAUAUGUUUUUUGAGACUACAACUCCCAUCAUCCCUAGCUAACAGGACCAGUGGUCAGGGAUGAUGGGAAUUGUAGUCCCAAAAAAUCUGGAGGGCCAAGUUUGGGGGUGCCUGAUUUAAUAGAUAAACAAACCCCCUCUCCCCCUCAAAGGUUGGGAGCUUCAUUGUGUUGGGUACCUUAUGUUGUGUGUUUUGUUUCGUUGUUCACCCACAGAGGCAAGAGCGUUUCGCCGAGCGGCCGGCUCUCCUAGAGCUGGAGAGAUUUGUAAGUACCUAUUUUUGCCUCUCUUUUUCUUCCCUUGCCGAGUGUUAAGGAUUCUGCUGCUACAAACGAACUGAAUUGCAAGACAUGUUUGAUGCCUUCCGCUGGAGAAGCCUGGGAACGAGCCCAGCUCUUUGAUAGUCACAGGAAGGGAAACUAUACUAGCGUGAAUCCCUCUGCUGCCCCCUGUGGGCCCGGAGGGGUUAUCCUUUCGUUCUUUAGCGGAGUGGGGGGGUAGAUGCAGGUGUACCCCAGGGGUUUCUGAGAUUCUUAUAAAGUAUGCUUUGGUGUGUCGACCUUGGCUUACCCAGCCAGAUGCUUCUUGUGAUCUUAAGCAAGAGUGUAUGUUCAGGAUCACUUAAAAGUAGGUUAGUUACUGCUAACCUGUAAAGAGCUUCGUAAAGCUAACACACACACAAUACAGAUGGUACCUGACCCCGGUCAGGCUGGCAAAAAUGUAUAAAAACUAGUGAUGUCUGAUGGAGAUACAACAAUGGGGCAGGAACCUUUCUACAUAUGUGGUGAGAGUGCAAAGAGAGAGUGGGAUUCUGGGAAAAUAUAACGAACUGAAAAAGAUGUUUUGAUUUUCAUUUGAAAAAAAACCAGAAUCCUUUCUCCUAGGUAUCAUGUCAGAGGAAAUAAAAAGAACGGUCAGACCAAUCUUUAUGUAUGCAACUACGACGGCAGGGUUAUUGAUUGCCAAAAAUUGGAAAAGUAGCAGCGUCCCAACUAAAACAGACUGGUUAUCUAAAAUGAUGGAAUACUUCCAUAUUGCCGAACUAACAGGGAGGAUAAGAUGAGAUAUGGUACAAAAAGUGAAUAAGGAGUGGGCUAUCUUUAAGGAAUACAUCAAAAUUUAUGUGGAAAAAGCAGAAUUUCUAACAGAUAUUGAGUGAAUCCAGAAAAUGAUUAGAGCGAAAGGAGAGUAAAGUCAAUAUAGAAGAAGAGAUUAAAGAAAUAAUGAAAUGCGUUUAAGCUAGUUGGAAAAAUAAAGUAGCGUAACAAGAACAGCUGGAAGUCAGGUCACUUGGUGGGUGUCCGUGUGGGGUAGGUGUGUAGGUAUGUUGACAUGUACAGUAUAAAGGUAAAGGGACCCCUAACCAUUAGGUCCAGUCGUGAUCGACUCUGGGGUUGCGGCGCUCAUCUCGCUUUAUUGGCCAAGGGAGCCGGCGUACAGCUUCCGGGUCAUGUGGCCAGCAUGACUAAGCUGCUUCUGGCGAACCAGAGCAGCGCAUGGAAACGCCGUUUACCUUCCCGCCAGAGUGGUACCUAUUUAUCUACUUGCACUUUGAUGUGCUUUCGAACUGCUAGGUUGGCAGGAAUGUACAGUAUAGGUAGGUAUUAUAUAGAGUAAUGUAGGUAUGUUUUAUGUUAUGAAAAUAAGGUAGUGUGUUGUGUAUGUGUAAAUGUGUAUGUAUGUGUUUUAUAUGUUAAUAAAUUUUAUAUUAAAAAAUAACGCACACACAUAGGUGGCAUUUUAGGACACACAAGAGUGAAGUCAGCCCACUUCUGGCCUGAAGGGACUGGCUUUCCCUAAAUACAUUCUUGGAGCUCCCCUGCCCCCUUUCCCAUUAUCCUCACCUUUGCCUCUUCUCCCUCCAGGAACGCCGAGCUUUGGAGAGGAAAGCAGCAGAGCUAGAGGAAGAAUUGAAGGUAAUUCCCACCGGGUUGUAUCAGCCGUCAGGUCUCAUCCUGGAGUUUGACGGAGAGAAGCUGUGGCUUGGUCGGGGAGGGUGGAGGAUUUUACCGGUGGCACAGGUUUUGUCUUACUCGUCUUCUCUCUUGCAGGCUCUUUCGGAUUUGAAGGCAGACAACCAGCGUCUCAAAGACGAAAACGCCGCUCUAAUCCGUGUGAUCAGCAAACUCUCCAAGUGA